CUUAAUAAGAGAUUCGGUGAUAUUUCUCUCCCCCUCCGUCCUGGUGUGCAGUGUUUGUGAGUGUGAUCCCCAUCAGAGGCUGCAUGGUUUCUCCGAGGAGAGAGGGGACUGUUGCAAUGUCAUCUCGCACCACUGUUUUGGAGCUCUGUGGAAGGGAGAUGCUGGGAUGAAGUGGUUUGGCAGUAUGUCCCUCAGCAGCAAAAGGAGUAAGAGGAGGAGUAGAAGGAGCAGUAGUAAUAGUGCGCUGCUAUCCCUGGCUCUCCUGGCGGCAGUGACCCUCAUCGCGGAUCCUGCGGCGGCUCAAAAGCAGCGAAGUGGCGGCGGAGGAGGUGGUGGCUCUGAUAAAGUGCCCGUUCUGAACAUUGCGGUGAUACUAGGACGCACGCGUUACAUCUCAGAUAGGGAUAUCCGGGCGCUAUGGAGCAAGGAAGACCCCAUUGAUGUCAACGUGGUCACACUGCUGGUCAAUGAGACCGACCCGAAAAGCAUCAUCAACCACAUGUGCGACUUGAUGUCCGGGACCAAGAUCCAUGGCGUGGUGUUUGGGGAUGGCACCGACCAAGAGGCCAUCGCCCAGAUUUUGGAUUUUAUUUCCUCACAGACGCUCAUCCCCAUCCUGGGCAUUCAUGGAGGGUCAUCCAUGAUCAUGGCUGAUAAGGAUGUGAAGUCAACCUUCUUCCAGUUCGGGGCCUCCAUACAACAAGAGGCGCUGCUCAUGCUCAACAUCAUGGAGGAGUACGACUGGCACAUUUUCUCCAUUGUUACAUCAAAGUUCCCCGGAUACCAGGAGUUCAUCAACAUCCUAAAGACAACUGUUGACAACAGUUUUGUGGGCUGGGACCUACAGAAUAUCAUCGUUCUGGACGCCGUGGAGGAAGACAGUCGGUCCCAGAUCAUGCUCAAGAAGGUCCAGUCCCCGGUGGUGCUGCUUUACUGCUCCAAGGACGAGGCGGUCUACAUCCUGGAGGAGGCUCGUUCUCUGGGCCUAACUGGAUUCGGAUACAUCUGGAUCGUGCCAUCGCUUACAACUGGGAACCCCGAGAUAACGCCUGAAGAGUUUCCGUCGGGGAUGAUUUCGGUGUCAUACGACGACUGGGACUACCCGUUGGAGGCUCGAGUUCGGGAUGGUUUGGGGAUCAUAACAUCGGCUGCGGCAGCCAUGUUGGAGGAAUAUGGUGACAUACCUGAAGCCAGGACAUCUUGUUAUGGUCAGAUGGAGAAGACAAGCAAGCUGCCACCCAGUGCACUACACAAGUACAUGAUGAAUGUGACAUGGGAUGGCAAGGACUUGUCAUUCACAGAGGACGGCUACCAGGAAUACCCCAAGCUGGUCGUCAUUGUUCUCAACAAGGACAGGGAAUGGGAGAAGAUGGGGAGACUGGAAAAUCGCAGCCUGACACUGAAGUAUCCAGUGUGGCCGCGCUUCAACUCCUUCGGCGAUGCUGAGCUGGACGACAACCACCUGUCCAUUGUCACCUUAGAGGAGAAACCUUUUGUCAUUGUUGAGGACGUGGAGAGGCUCACGGGUACUUGCAUGAGGAACUCGGUGCCCUGCAGGAAGCACAUCAAAGACAAUACAACAGAGGCUGGUGGGACAUACAUCAAGAAGUGCUGUAAAGGCUUCUGCAUUGAUAUUCUGAAGAAGAUUGCAAAGUACGUUAAGUUCACCUAUGACCUGUACCUGGUAACCAAUGGCAAGCAUGGCAAGAAGAUCAACAAUGUCUGGAAUGGGAUGGUGGGAGAGGUGGUCUAUAAGAAAGCCGUCAUGGCCGUCGGAUCUCUGACGAUCAAUGAGGAGCGUUCUGAGGUCAUCGAUUUCUCCGUCCCGUUCGUGGAAACCGGGAUCAGCGUCAUGGUCUCCCGUAGCAAUGGAACCGUCUCCCCGUCAGCCUUUCUCGAGCCAUUCAGUGCAUCAGUGUGGGUGAUGAUGUUUGUGAUGCUCUUACUGGUGACUGCAAUGGCCGUGUUCAUGUUUGAGUACAUCAGUCCUCUUGGCUUCAACAGAAACUUGGCACAGGGGAAAGACCCUCAUGGCCCUUCCUUCACCAUGGGCAAAGCCGUCUGGCUGCUUUGGGGUCUGGUCUUCAACAACUCUGUGCCAGUGCAAAACCCAAAAGGAACCACUAGCAAGUUCAUAGUGUCCGUGUGGGCCUUCUUUGCUGUGAUCUUUCUGGCUUCCUACACUGCCAACCUGGCUGCCUUCAUGAUCCAGGAGGAGUUUGUCGACCAAGUCACAGGUCUCUCUGAUAAUAAGUUUCAGAACCCGUACGCGUACUCUCCGCCGUUCCGCUUCGGCACAGUUCCAAACGGUUCCACAGAGAGGAACAUCAGGAAAAACUACCCCGCCAUGCACCAGUACAUGGUGAAAUAUCAUCAAACUGGUGUGGUGGAUGCUCUUGUCAGCCUUAAAACGGGUAAACUCGAUGCCUUCAUCUAUGACGCGGCAGUGUUGAACUACAUGGCUGGCAGAGAUGAAGGGUGUAAGCUGGUGACCAUUGGAAGCGGGUACAUCUUCGCCACCACCGGCUACGGCAUCGCACUUCAGAAGGGCUCCUACUGGAAACGACAGGUGGAUCUGGCCAUCCUCGCCAUUAUCGGAGAUGGUGAAAUGGAAGAACUUGAGGCCCAGUGGUUGACAGGAAUUUGCCACAAUGAGAAGAACGAGGUAAUGUCCAGUCAGCUGGAUGUGGACAACAUGGCUGGGGUCUUCUACAUGCUGGCCACAGCUAUGGGCCUCUCCCUCAUCACCUUCGUCUCUGAGCAUCUCUUCUACUGGAGGCUCAGAUACUGCUUCACUGGGGUCUGCUCUGGCAAGCCUGGUCUUCUGUUCACCAUCAGUCGGGGUAUCUGGAGUUGCAUCCAUGGAGUCCAUAUUGACAUGAAGAAAAAGACAGAUCUGGACUUCAGCCCUCAGGACAAAAUGCUUAAGCUCAUCAAGUCAGCAAAGCAGAUGACUAACAUGUCCAACCUGAGUGGCUCCCACAUGAACUCCCCGAAACGUGAGUUCAUGCACUCAGCAGGACCAAUGAUAAUGGACAUGAUGGCGGAGAAGGGCAACUUCAUCUACGCUGACAACCGAAGCUACGCUCCCAAAGAUAUGAUCUAUGGGGAUGCUGGUGACUUGCAGUCUUAUCUUGCAACCCGCCACAAAGACCACCUUAACAAUUACAUUUUUCAGGGGGGUCAGCAUCCGCUGACCCUGAACGAUGCCAACCCCAACACGGUAGAGGUGGCAGUGAGUGCUGACGCCAUGCAGACCAACGCCAAACCACCACGGACCCUAUGGAAGAAGUCGGUAGACACUCUCCGUUCAGUGCCACCUGGACCUGCUCCGAUGCCUGACAUGCUGAUGCCGGACCCACGAAUGUCGAUGAAGACGCAGCGCUACCUCCCUGAGGACACCGCCCACUCUGACAUCUCUGACUGCUCCAGCAGGGCAGCCUCCUACAAGGACCCAGAAAAUAACAAGCACCUGAAGCCUAAGGACAACUUAAAAAAAAGAGCGGUGACGUCAAAAUACCCAAGGGAUUGCAGUGAGGUGGAACUGUCCUACUUAAAGACUAAACAGGUCAGCGGAGGAACCAACCAAAGUGGGAGAGGAGGAGGAGAGAAAAUCUACACUAUAGACUCAGAUCGAGAGCUGAGCCUGCAUUCAGACCCAAUUCACUACAGAGAGAGUCGUGGCCUUGCUGCCGAUGAUUUGGAUUAUCCCGAGAUCUAUUCUGACCACAGUGACAACUAUAGGAACCGUGAGCAGCCCAUCAUUCAUCUGAACUCUUCUCCUUUGCAUCACACUGAUUCAGAUCUCCUACCAGACACAUCUUACUCAAAACACUACAGCCUGAAAGAUAAAAACCUUUCCCCACACGAGUCCAUUGAUCGCUAUAAACAGACACACUGCCGUUCCUGCUUGUCCAAAGUGACAACUAGCUACCAGCCAGCAGGGCCGUACACCCCCACUGCUGCGCCUGCUGCACCUGCUGCCACUCGCUCACCAUAUAAUCGCUGUGAAGCAUGCCUCCACACAGCCAACCUGUAUGACAUAAGUGAGGACCAGCUUCUCUCCGACUCCUUGGUCAGCCCCUCUUUGCACCACCAACAGCAGCAACAAACAGACGAAAUGUUUGGUCUGUAUUGGCCUCAGACGGAUGGGCCUCAUGUCCAAAAGAGAAACCGCUUGAGGCUGAGCCGUCAGCAUUCCUUUGACAACAUCAUGCUAGAAAAGCCCAAGGAUGUAGACCUGGGGCGACCGGCACGCAGUGUCAGCCUCAAGGAGAAGGAUCGCUUCCUGGACUCCACAUCCGACUCCCACUACGCGAACCUCUUCGGCAUGCGUCCCUACUCCGGCAGACUCUUUGGCACCGGUUCUAAAUCUAUGAUGUUUAACCACAACCUAGAGGAGAGCAAAAGGAGCAAGUCCCUGUAUCCAGCCCAUGGCUCGGAAAACCCUUUCCUCAGCCACUCGCUGAGGGAUGACACCAGCAGCAGACUGGUUCAUGGGCGCAGCUCCACUGAUAUUUACAAACAGCUGGCUGUGGCCUCACCUGUAUCGGUUCUUGGAGCCGCUCCCAUCAAAACGCGUAACGAUGCGAACAAUCUCCGCUCUUCCGUUAAAUCCACCACUUCUUACUGCUCAAGGGAUGGGCGGAUAGCCAAUGACAUGUACAAUAAAGAGCAUGUGAUGCCUUACUCAGCCAAUAAGACUAGUGCAUACCCAGCCCCACGUGGCGUCCUAAACUCAGCCCAGUUCAGCAAUAGACGGGUGUAUAAAAAAAUCCCCAGUCUGGAGUCAGAUGUUUAGUUGAUAUAAGAAAUAUUAUGUUCUCUCCUCUUUACUCCUCUCUGGGUUUGUAUUAUAAUUUAUCAACUAUGUUAUCCACCAAUGGAUGCCAUAGCCACACUGCGUUUUCUUCUUCUCUUUGACAUUGUACUUCAAAAGAACUUGUGCCCAUUGGUAUGAUGGUACUACUAGUAUUACUCUCUUUGCAGAUGAUAUCAUCAUUUUUGUCUAUUCUCUGCCAUGUACCAAUGAGUUGGCCGAAAGGCUGGCACUCUGCCAUAAGGUAUCCUGGUGUAAAAGAGAGGGGAAUCAUUAACCCUGUGUGGGUAGGAAGUGGCGCAACCCCAUUGGUGGGAAAAGAAGUUACACAAAAAGAGGACCUCUGCAAAUGUUGGAGAGUUAAUGGUUAUGUGGUGAGGAAAUAAGGUUAGUAGGGAAAAUAAAAGAAGGGAACUAGAGGGAGAGAGAGGUGACACUCUUUCUCAACCCCUCUUCUUUCUUUCCUUUUUCCUUUCCACCUCCUCAGACAAGAUUUUGGCUCACUGGUUUCACGAGAACAGGCCUGACAGGAGAGACCAGGUGGGCACGAUUGAUGUCCCAGGAGGCAUCCCAGGAGGGCACAAUUGGUCUGCUACUUGUUACUCUGACAAAUAUGGCCACGAGACACCUGGCAGUGUGAGAGGAGAGAGAGGGAAAAAGAUGAUUGACCAAAUGGCACAGAGGGGAGCCUCCGGUAGUUCUUGAAAGUGAGGAAUCAGUGGGCCUUUGAAGGAUGUGGCUUUGUCCGGGCUAGUGGUUGAGAAGCUGAGAGUAUUGCAGGUGCUAUCACUGAAUAAUGUUUACAGACUGACAGGUUAAAAAAAAAAGACAAAAUGACUGGUAGAAAAGGAAAGACAAGCAGGUAAACCUGAGGCAGUUGAAGGGCAUUUCAUUUGUGGCGCUGCACAUAGAAAAAUAAUAGCAAAGUAUUGCUUUUUUAUUCUAUUUAACUAUAAGAUUUAUUGGGGAUUCUGGCAUCCGGAUCCCUCUGUGUAGGAUUUUAGUGUUUGCUUAUUUGGUAGCACAGUAGCCAUUAGUUUUUAAAAACCUCUCUCCCACAUUUGCUUUUGAAAAAGCAUAGCUUUCUGAAAAAUAACAUGAAGAGUAGUGGAUUAUUUUGCAUGUGUUGAUUUAUUUCAGUGUCAGAGAAGACAAAAUACACACAGAAAUACACUCGCUGACACAUAUUUUACAUGUUUUUUGAAAAAGGGACUGUGUCUUGCAAGAUUCGGCGGAUGGAUAUUUGUACAAUCGAACCCUUUGUCCUUGACCUUUGUGCUUAGUAAAUCACGCUGUGGCUCUUGGCCAGGAAAAUGGUGGAAGGGAAGAGAGCAAAGAGGAGAUCAACAAGGGGGGAAAGGAUAAAAUGACAACUGUGUCCACCGCUAACGUUUUGGACUGGGCACUGGUGUGUUUUUGUCUUUUGACCUCCCUGUCACUAAAAACAGGGUAUUAGCUAUAAAAAAAAACACUGACAAUUCCUUCCUUCCUUCCUCCUUUCUUCUUCCCUUCCUUGCUCAACAUGACACAUCACUUGUAUAACUUUUCACUUUAUUUCCUGCAUUUUUUUUGUAUAACUUUGAGUGGUUGGUUGGUACAGGACUAGCGGUGCUACACAGUAUCUAACCAGUACAGUCUCGCUGCGGAAUGGGUUAACAACUCUCGUUGUUGACCCACAAUCAACCAGGGCUCUUGAGGAUCUGAAGACUACUUGAGACGGAUCCCUUGUUUACCUUCAUUGCGUCGUUCGGGCGGGGAAGAGGGAUGGAGCCGAGGAGGCUCAGCUGUAGUGUGCUCAUCAAUCAUGUAUCCAUCUUAGUGUGGAGUAAGUUGUGUGCGUGCAUGGCAGAACUUUGGUAAGCUUGAAGUCUUAACCACACUUUCUUCCUGAUCUGAUUGUUUUUUUUGCAUUUGUUCCUUUUUUUAGCAAGAAAGACUUGCACAUGCACAUAACUUCCAUGUACACUCGUGCCCACAGGAAAACUUUUUGUAGCGUUGCGCUGUACAAAAUGUACAGUCGAGAGAAAAAUCCAUGUAUCCAUUUUAACUGGCUGAUUGAUUUGCUUGACUGAUUGGAUUCACAAAGCCAAAUUGUAUCAAAUAAAAUACCUCAGGAUGAUUCUGUGCGUUUUGGGGGAGCUUCAAACGUAGCAACAGGAUAUGAUGUGGCGCAGAUUUUUGUAGAAAAAAACGUUUAAAAAAAAAAAAAGGGAAAAAAACAUGAUUUCUAACGGCUGCAGUGCAGAAUCAAACUUUUCCUCCUUUUUGAUGUUUACCAGUCCUAGGUCUUCCAGUUCGGCUCUUUUGCCCGAGCUCAUGCAACCCGAGUAAAGAGAAGAGAAGAGGAAGAGAAGGUGGGAGAGUUUUGCUCCUUGACAAAAAUGGUGGAUGCUAAUUAAUGAAACAUCCAAACCUGAAAAGCUUCCUUUCAAACAGGAAUCUCUCUCUCUCUUUUUUCCUCUCCAUGGCUUUUAAUGGCAGUCGACUGCGUUAGCCACUGUGUUUCAAUUGAAGCUCAACCACGGUCAUAUCGCCCUUUUCUACUCUUGGAAUACUUCUCCUUUACUUCCCAAUCUCCUUCCCCUAGUGUUGACUGAAGGGUGACAUUUUUUUGUCUUUAUUUAUUUUAUUUUUUUGCAUCUUAUCUGCAUAUUUAUUAUUAUCAUAUUUAUCUUCACAUGCUGCUUGCGUGAGCUGACAAGUGAACAAUAUGCACAUGUACAAAAGAGAAAAUAUCAAACGGCACCCUGGCAUUUUAUGAACUCAUGAUGAUUUGUUCUAUUUGUUCUACUUUUACAGAACUGUCAUGUAAACUGAUGCUGUUUUAUGUUCAUACACACACAUGAACACACACACUCUCAGACACACCCCUGUGAUGACAACCCUGCUCUUUUUAAUGACAAAAAUGUAUUUUAAUUACAUUUAAUGAUAAAUAAUGAGGUGAUGGCAUGCAACCCCAGAUGUAACAAUUUUAAUGUUUUCUGUUCUUUUUGGGUUAAUUCUUUUUGUUAUGAUGUUAUGAUCACUAAUGCGUUGUAACCAGGUGUGAGUAUAUACAUAUUUGAGAGAAAAAAAAAAAAAUUAUCUAACACGAUGAAGAUGCUGCUGCUGUUUUGGGGGAGACGGCGAGGACCUGACUCUAGUGCGACUUCCUCGCUGGCGACGGGCCACUAUCAGGCCAGGUUUUGCCCAGCAGGGGGGGUGGCGGGUCAGAGGGUCAGGGCUUGGUUUGGGUAAGGCGGGACAUCCUUGCUCUUCCUCCAAUGGCAGGUGAGAAUUACUGUAUCACCAGCUCUGCUUCUCUCUUCCCUCUCCUUCAUGUGUAGUCAGGACUUCAACUGUAAAGAAGACAAAAGGAAAAAAAAGCAACCCUCUACUUUGAGUCUGCUAUCCCUCCAAAGAUACGAGACCUCUUUCUUUAUGGUUUGCUGUAAGAAUAGAGCUUUUUUUUAAACUAAUACUUCCUCAAAGACUUUUAAGGAACUAUUUUGAAUAUAUUUAGAAACAACACCUGUAUACAUCGCUUGUAAAUUCAUACUGGAAUACAUCAUCAUGGAGAAUUAUAAAUGAUAAAGAGUAAAAACAAUAUUUUUUGUGUGAAUUUCACAGGAGCUCUUCUGUACA
Messenger RNA from Cheilinus undulatus (humphead wrasse), 8443 nucleotides. RefSeq names its product glutamate receptor, ionotropic, N-methyl D-aspartate 2A, a (gene grin2aa). Bases 167 to 4801 code for a protein of 1544 amino acids. Gene Ontology annotation, molecular function: NMDA glutamate receptor activity; transmitter-gated monoatomic ion channel activity involved in regulation of postsynaptic membrane potential. Gene Ontology annotation, biological process: synaptic transmission, glutamatergic; long-term synaptic potentiation; monoatomic ion transport. The record is from RefSeq and is a predicted model, not a curated record. Gene Ontology annotation, cellular component: plasma membrane; postsynaptic density membrane; NMDA selective glutamate receptor complex. The transcript has 16 exons. NCBI's taxonomy places the organism in Eukaryota, Metazoa, Chordata, Actinopteri, Labriformes, Labridae.